AUACCAGACGCCGCUGUUAACUAUUUUGACGUUUCCAUCUCCUGGCAGACAUAUUGCCUACCGGAGCAAAUUCUGGGAGGCUACAGGCGGGAUAGGGUUUAAAAAUCGAUCUGUUUCUGUACGUCGUGAGGCAAUCAAAACAUACACAGCAGAAUGGAACCAUCAUCUAGUCCGGCCAAGGAUAACUACAGGAUGAACCGCUACAAGAACAAAGCACUGAACCCAGAAGAGAUGAGGCGCAGAAGAGAGGAGGAGGGCAUUCAACUUAGGAAACAGAAGCGAGAACAACAGCUUUUCAAGAGGAGAAACGUGGACGUUCUCCAUGAUGAAGUGAUGUUUGACAGCCCACUGGUGGACUCCUACCUCAGCUCUCCAGUAACAGAAGGCGUCAUUACCAGAGACAUGGUUGAGAUGCUUUUUUCAGAAGAUCCAGAACUGCAGCUCACCACAACCCAGAAGUUCAGAAAGCUACUUUCCAAAGAACCCAAUCCACCAAUUGAUGAAGUUAUAAAUACACCUGGAGUAGUAGAGAGGUUUGUGGAGUUCCUGAAGAAAAGUGUCAACUGCACAUUACAGUUUGAGGCAGCUUGGGCGUUGACCAACAUAGCGUCUGGAACAUCUAUGCAGACAAAGACAGUGAUUGAGGCUGGUGCUGUGCCAAUCUUCAUAGAACUACUUAACUCAGACUUUGAGGAUGUUCAAGAGCAGGCUGUGUGGGCUUUAGGUAAUAUUGCCGGGGAUAGUGCAGUGUGUAGGGACUAUGUGCUGAACUGCAACAUCCUUCCACCACUGUUAACCCUUUUAAACAAAUCCACUAGAUUGACUAUGACAAGGAAUGCAGUGUGGGCUUUGUCUAAUCUCUGCAGAGGAAAGAACCCCCCACCCACAUUUGAAAAGGUGUCGCCUUGCCUGCCGGUACUAUCCAGACUGUUAUUCAACAGCGAUCCAGACUUGCUGGCAGAUGCCUGCUGGGCAUUGUCUUAUCUCUCUGAUGGUCCAAAUGACAAGAUUCAGGCUGUCAUUGACUCUGGGGUCUGUAGACGUCUUGUAGAACUGCUCAUGCACCCAGACUAUAAGGUGGCCUCUCCUGCCCUGAGAGCUGUCGGCAAUAUUGUCACCGGAGAUGAUAUCCAGACACAGGUGGUCUUGAACUGCUCGGCCCUUCCCUGCUUGCUACAUCUUCUCAGCAGUGCUAAAGAGUCUAUUCGCAAAGAAGCCUGCUGGACAAUCUCAAACAUCACAGCAGGAAACAGAGCACAGAUACAGACAGUAAUUGAUGCCAACAUCUUCCCAGUGCUGAUUGACAUUCUACAGAAAGCAGAGUUCAGAACCAGGAAAGAGGCAGCUUGGGCCAUCACCAAUGCCACCUCUGGAGGAACACCAGAACAGAUCCGGUACUUGGUGAAUCUGGGCUGCAUUAAGCCUCUGUGUGAUCUUCUGACUGUGAUGGACUCGAAGAUUGUUCAGGUAGCUCUCAAUGGGCUUGAGAACAUCCUGAGGCUGGGCGAGCAGGAGGCCAAGCAGGAGAAUAACGGCACCGGAGUCAACCCCUACUGCAGCCUGAUCGAGGAAGCCUACGGUCUGGAUAAGAUUGAGUUCCUCCAGAGUCACGAUAACCAGGAGAUCUACCAGAAGGCCUUUGACCUAAUUGAGCACUACUUUGGGGUAGAGGAUGAGGACAGCAGUCUAGCCCCUCAGGUGGACCAGGCCAAUCAACAGUUCCUCUUCCCCCAGCAGGAGGCGCCCAUGGAGGGCUUCCAGCUAUAAAUCAGCACCUCCCCUCCUACAUGAUCUGACCACACGGAGAGCUUCAGGCAAACUCCACAACACUUAUUAGAGGAAACUACCACCUCCCAGCCCAAAGUGUGUGUGUGUGUGUGUGUGUCUGUCCCGUCUUAAAAUGCACGUAGACAUUUUUCCUGCCAUGUGAUAGUUCAAUUAUUUCAUUGGCAGUACUGAUGAUUCUUUAGUUGAUCUUGAUACUUUUUCCUUUUCUUUAAUGGGACAUUGAGGGUUACCAGUGUGUUCCCAUGCAAAGUCCAAAGAUUGGAGUGCAUGAGGUAACACAGAUGCUCAGUUCUUGAUGUCAGUUGAACUUGGUGCAAUUUAAAAACAAAAAAAAAAAAACAGUUUUAGGUUAGUUAUUGACCCAGCCCUUAUUUAUCUAUUUCUUUUCAGUACAUGUGAUUUGUAUCCCUUUUUUUUUUUUUUUUGUUUUUUUUGUUUGGUUUUUUUUUGGCUAAGAGAAUCUUUGAUCCUCUCGCGUUGGGGCUGGUCUCUGCUUAUUUAUUGGUAUUCCUGUUGAUUCAGAGGCAGUGCUUUUCUCCUUAGAUGAGUUUCAGACACAUGAUGUCCACAAAAAUAAGGGCUUAGUACAGCCCCUGAAUCUGAAUGCCCAAACUUGGAAUUGUAACUUUCCCCCUUGAUAUGCUUUACACAUCUUUUGGGGGAAGGUGUUGUGAUGCCAAUGCAUAAAACAUAAAUAAGGUUCUCAUUUGUAAUAAUGAUUUGGGGAUUAAGGAAUAAGACAUAGCUAAGACGACCACAAAAAAAAAUAUAUCCAGGUGUUGAGGGUGAUAGUUAGA
Molecule: messenger RNA, 2585 nt
Organism: Thalassophryne amazonica
Lineage: Eukaryota; Metazoa; Chordata; Actinopteri; Batrachoidiformes; Batrachoididae
Gene: kpna6
Product: karyopherin alpha 6 (importin alpha 7)
Exons: 14
Coding region: 154-1767 (537 amino acids)
Biological process (GO): NLS-bearing protein import into nucleus
Cellular component (GO): nucleus; nucleoplasm; cytoplasm
Molecular function (GO): nuclear import signal receptor activity; protein binding
Source: RefSeq, a predicted model, not a curated record